Hibiscus syriacus is the source of this 2350-nucleotide messenger RNA. Its product is annotated as probable pectinesterase/pectinesterase inhibitor 21. Bases 16 to 2325 code for a protein of 769 amino acids. Gene Ontology annotation, biological process: cell wall modification. The record is from RefSeq and is a predicted model, not a curated record. The transcript is spliced from 2 exons. Lineage: Eukaryota; Viridiplantae; Streptophyta; Magnoliopsida; Malvales; Malvaceae. Gene Ontology annotation, molecular function: pectinesterase inhibitor activity; pectinesterase activity.
UGCAAUUAUCAGUAUAUGUUUGGUAUCUCUGUGGCGGUGGUGGUCGCCGUGGUGGUGGGAAUGAAUCACACCUCGAGCAAGAGCAAUGGUAACGGCGAUGGCAGGGCUGAAACUUUUCCAGCAGUGACGAGUUCUAAGAAGGAGCUACACGCACUUUGCCAACCCGUGGAUUAUAAAAAGACAUGCGAGCAGAGCCUUUCCCAGUCGAACUCCACCGACACCAAGGAGCUGAUAAGAGCCAGUUUUCAGGCGGCGGUGACGGAGAUAAAGGCGGUGUUGUCGAAAUCGGCGACUAUCCAUGAGUUGCAGACGGAUGAAGGGACAAAGGAUGCCUUUAAGGUUUGCCAGGAGGUGAUGGGUUACGCCAUCGACGACCUCGAGAAUUCGUUCAAGACGCUCGGUGAAUACGACAUGACCAAGAUCGAUGAUUACCUCAUGAACCUCAAGGUGUGGUUGAGCGGCGCUGUCACAAGUCAACAAACAUGCAUAGACUCGUACGAAGAGAAGAACGGCACGGCAGCGGACAAGAUGAGGAGUCUCAUGAAUAAAUCACAGGAGCUAACCAGCAACUCCCUCCACAUAGUGUCUGGGAUAUCGUCCAUCCUCAAGGAUCUCAAAAUCCCAGGAAUCAACAAUCUCGACACCACUGGACUCGAACCCCGCGAUCGAAAGCUCUCGUGGUCGUGGUUCACUGACAUCUUCAAAAGACCCAAUGAUGAAGAAAUCCCAUUUGCUAAACGAAAGCUCUUCUCGAGCGACGAUGAUGAUUUCGCACAAUGGGGUGGAAUGGAAUCCCGCCAUCGAAAGCUCUCGUGGUCGUGGUUCACUGACAUCUUCAAAAGACCCAAUGAUGAAGAAAUCCCAUUUGCUAAACGAAAGCUCUUCUCGAGCGACGAUGAUGAUUUCGCACAAUGGGGUGGAAUGGAAUCCCGCCAUCGAAAGCUCUCGUGGUCGUGGUUCACAGACAUCUUCAAAAGACCCGAUGAUGAAGAAAUCCCAUUUGCUAAACGAAAGCUCUUCUCGAGCGACGAUGAUGAUUUAGCACAACGGGGUGGAAUGGAAUCCCGCCAUCGAAAGCUCUCGUGGAUUGAGGAGCUCUUUAAAAGAACUGACGACGAAAAAAUUCCAUUUAGCAAACGAAAGCUAUUCUCGAGCGACGACGAUUUCCCACAGUGGGGUGGGAUGGAACCCCGCGACCGAAAGCUCUGGUGGUUCGUUGACAUCUUCAAAAAACCCGAAGAUGAAAUCCCAGUUGGUUUGGCUAAAUUCAACAAUCGAAAGCUCUCCUCGAGCGACGACGAUUUCCCAACGUGGAUGAACUCCGGCGACCGAAGGCUCCUCCAGGAGGCAGACAUUAAGCCCAAUGUCGUUGUUGCUAAAUAUGGUAGUGGCAAAUACGAUAGCAUUAACAAGGCCUUGGCUGAAGUUCCAAAGAAUAAUCCCACACGAUUUGUUAUUUACAUCAAGGCGGGCAUUUACAAGGAGAAGGUCAAUAUUACCAUGGGCAUGGCCAAUGUUAUGCUUAUCGGAGAUGGUCCAACCAAGACCGUAAUCACCGGUGACUUGAGCAGUGAAGUUCAUAAGCUUACCACAUUCCACACUCCUACCGUCGCUGUUAAUGGGAAGCAUUUCAUAGCCAAGAACAUCGGAUUCGAUAACACCGCCGGUGUAGCAGGUCAACAAGCUGUCGCCUUGAGAUCAUCCGGUGACAUGGCCGCGUACUACAACUGCCACUUCAACGGCUACCAAAAUACUCUUUUCGCCCACAAGGAGAGGCAAUAUUACCGUGACUGCACCAUCAGCGGCACGGUGGACAUUAUCUUCGGCGACGGGAGGAGUUUGUUCCAGAACUGCCAGAUUAUCGUGAGAAAGCCGGCUCCCAACCAGAGUUGCAUCAUCACAGGACAUACGAGAAAUGACAAGAAAACUCUUAGCGCCAUCGUGCUUCAAAACUGUACAAUAUCCGGUGACAAGGACUAUCUCCCGGUUAAGGACAAGAACAAGGCGUACCUCGCCCGACCCUUGAAGCCAUAUGCCAUAACCAUCAUAAUGCAGUCUCAAAUCGACGACAUCAUCACCCCCGAAGGGUACACACCGAUGAACGGUACCGUGGGACUCGAUACCUCAUUUUAUGCCGAGAUUGACAACAGGGGAACCGGUGCUAAAACUGAGGGUAGGGUCAAAUGGGGUGGAAUCAAGCACCUUGAUUUGAAAGCCGCCAAGAAAUACACCCCUCGUAUCUUCCUUGAAUCCGAAACCUGGAUUCCAUUAACUGGGAUUCCUUGCAAUCCCGACUUGAUCCAAGGGAUGUAUACUAGAAAUUAAAGAAAGAAAACCCUAAGGCCAUUGU